Messenger RNA from Notothenia coriiceps (black rockcod), 6374 nucleotides. RefSeq names its product lipase, hormone-sensitive b (gene lipeb). Gene Ontology annotation, biological process: triglyceride catabolic process; cholesterol metabolic process. The transcript has 13 exons. Bases 178 to 2754 code for a protein of 858 amino acids. The record is from RefSeq and is a predicted model, not a curated record. Gene Ontology annotation, cellular component: cytosol. Gene Ontology annotation, molecular function: triacylglycerol lipase activity; sterol ester esterase activity. NCBI's taxonomy places the organism in Eukaryota, Metazoa, Chordata, Actinopteri, Perciformes, Nototheniidae.
AAGCACACAGGAAAGAAAAUGACAACUCAUUGCCUCUGAGUAGAGUUGGUUAUGACAGUCUGACAAACAGAGGCUGACGGGAGAAGAGCCACAUCUGACCGUAAAGAUGAGGCAGUGACAGGCGCACAGAGGAAGAACAAUCAGACAACAACUACCUUCCUCUCUUUCCUUCUCUCCAUGCUGUCAUUGCUUUCAUGGAAGCGAGGGGACAGCGAAGGACAGAGGCUUGAACUAAAAGCUGUGAUGGACACCAAAGCAGUGUUUUCGGCGCUGCACAGCGUCUGCGAUGAGAACGCAGAGUUCUUCUCCGGAGGAUCCAAAGGCUCGCAGGGCGAUGCUGCGCGGCGCCUGGUGGACACCAUGAAGCUCAUCAAGGAACACGCUCGCAGUCUGGAGCCCAUUAUCUCCGGCUUCACUCAAGUUUACCAUCACUUUGACUUUGACCCACACAUACCCGCCAACGGCUAUCGCUCACUGGUCAAGGUUGUGCGCUGCUGCCUUCUCCACAUCAUCCAGAAAGGGCGCUACAUCACCGCCAACCGCCGCAGCAUCUUCUUUCGAGUGGCACACAACGCGGGGGAGAUGGAGGCGUACUGCAACGCUCUGUGCCAGCUGCGCGCCCUGCUCUACCUGGCUCAGCGCAUGCUGCACGACAACAGCCAUGGAAACCUCUUUUUCAAGGAUGAGAGCGGCCUCAGUGAGACCUUUAUCCGCGAAUACACAUCCAUGCACAAGGGCUGCUUCUAUGGCCGAUGCCUCGGCUUCCAGUUCAGCCCAGCCAUCCGGCCGUGUCUCCAGACCAUCGCUAUCGGCCUCGUGGCCUUUGGAGAAAACUACAAACGCCAUCAGUCAGGAAUAGGUGUAGCAGCCAGCUCUUUAUUCACCUCAGGGAAGUACGCCAUCGACCCAGAGCUGAGAGGGGCGGAGUUUGAGCGCAUCACCCAGAACCUGGACGUCCAUUUCUGGAAGAGCUUCUGGAACAUUACUGAGACCGAAGUCCUGUCGAGACUUGCCAGUAUGACAUCCACUCAAGUUAAGGUGAACCGGGCUCUCUCUGUGCCCCCCGUGCCCUUUGACCUCCCUCUGGCGGCCAACCAAGGAGCCUCUGUAACCAUAGCUCCUCCGUCGGCGCACAUCGGCAGCGCUCCAAUUCAGAUGAGGCUCAUCUCCUAUGACUUGCGUGAAGGACAGGACAGCGAGGCUCUGCUGUCUCUCGCCCGUUCUGAGGGGGGCGCCAUCUCUCUGUCGCUGGGGAAGACCAAGCGCCUCCCCCCGUCUUCCAGCAUCCUGAUCCACUUCCACGGAGGAGGAUUUGUGGCCCAGACCUCCAAAUCCCACGAGCCUUAUCUGAAGAGCUGGUCCCAGGAUCUCGGUGUCCCCAUUUUGUCCAUCGACUACUCUCUGGCCCCCGAGGCCCCCUUCCCCAGGGCGCUGGAGGAGUGUUUCUACGCCUACUGCUGGGCUCUGAAAAACCACCACCUACUAGGCUGGACCGGGGAGAAAGUGUGUCUGGCUGGUGACAGUGCGGGAGGCAACUUGUGUGUGACGACGACGAUGCGCGCGGCUGCCUUUGGCGUGCGGAUGCCAGAUGGCCUGGUGGCCGUGUACCCGGCCACGCUGCUGACCGCCUACGCCUCGCCCUCCCGUCUGCUCACACUUAUGGAUCCCCUGCUGCCUCUCAGCGUGCUCUCCAGGUGUCUGAGCGCCUACGCAGGCAACCAGCCCCAGACAGAGGUGCAGGUGGAGAAGGGGAGCCAGCUGAGUCUGGUGAGGAGAGAUACGGCUGUGAUGCUCAGAGACCUCCGACAGGGAGCCUCCAACUGGAUCCACUCUCUGCUGGAUUCCAACCGAGCCGCCGCCGCCGCCCCCAGCUCGGCUGAACAGGAGGCGCCACCAAGAGCCGCCGACACAGUGAGGAAGAGUAUUUCAGAGGCGUCCUUCUCCUCUCCUCACGCGGACCCCCCUGUCGCCUCACAGACCUCCGACUUCCCCUCCAGGAAAUUAUCUGUGAAGAGCCAGACUUGCCAGGAGUUGGGAUCCCACAACGACUCCACUUCUCUCAGUGCAGCGCUGCUCCCUGAGAGCACUCCAGAGGAUGUGCAUUUCUUCUUAUCCAAGGAGGCAGAUCCCUCCAUGUCCAGGGAGCUGUUUUCAGUGGCCAUACCUCCCCCUGCUGGAAAGGAGGGGUCAGAGCUGGAGCACCGCAGGGAGUUUCCCCUGGGCUUUGAGCCCCUGCGCUCAGAGCAGCUAGCCACCAUGACGGUGGACACUUCGCCUGUGGUUAAAGAUCCCUUCUGCUCUCCUCUGCUGGCUCCUGACAGCAUGCUGAAAGGCCUGCCCCCUGUGCACAUAGUGGCUUGUGCGUUAGACCCCAUGCUGGAUGACUCUGUGAUGUUCGCCAAGCGUUUGAGGAACAUAGAUCAGCCCGUCACUCUGUGCGUGGUGGACGACCUCCCCCACGGCUUCCUCAGCCUGUCCCAGCUCUGCAAGGAGACCAAGGAGGCGGCUAACAUCUGCGCGGAGAGGAUUCGCUACGUCUUGACCCAGAAGGACACGCCUCCCGAGCCACGCAAGCACCGCAAGCUGGAGCGCACCGAUAGGGGCGUGUCCGCCUCUUCCGGGGAGGCCGGGUCUAUCUUUUCCGACCCCAUUGAGGAAGGGGAGCUUGCUGUCGCGGCUAAAAUGGCCAAUGGGGAAGGCUUAGUUGCUGUGGCAGCCCAGAACAACACUGACGCUGUUGUUAUCGAGCCUUAAGUGAGGUUACAUUAAGGACUGCAGGGGAGUGGAGACACGGGGAGAGUAAAUGAAAGUCAGACACAUUUAGGCAGUGCGAUGCCUCAAAGAGAGUGUCCUAAAAAGCAGAUAGGGGGAGAGGGGGGAGGGAAAUCUAUGUGAUUACCCAGUUUCUUAAAGACAAAAAAAAGAGGGGUAGCGCCAAAACAAGACUUCCUCUGCUUUGCCAUUCUUGCCACUUGUCUGUGCCGCAUUAUGCACAAAGCAAAGCUGGCAGACAAAAUGAAAACACUCACCAAAGACAGUCAUGUUUUCAAAUGAAAUGGUCAUUCACCAGCUACUUAGAUCAAAGACCAGCACGCACCCACACAUGCAUCGCACACACUUAGCAGAGCACGGCCAGGACAGAAAGCAGCGCUGAUACUAAAGACGGGCGCUGAAUGGGCGAUUCAUUCAAGACAAGGCACUCAUUUAAGGCACUAAUCAAAUAGUGGUAGGCACACUAUAUGCUUCUGUGUAGAGUCGUCCCAAUCAAAAUGGCCACUUGUCCUUUAGGGAGCCACUCUAAAUCACACUUAAUAACUCCACAUUGUGUUCUCCAUUACGCCUGUUUGGCAGUCAACACAGCUCCCUUCGUGGAGAGUUUCUCUGUUGACUCGACCAAACACACUCACAACGCUGAAAGGCUGAACAACAGACUGAAAGGCUGAACUGGAUACGUUGAUUAACUUGCUUUCUUGAGAUUCUGUUGCAAUUUGUAAUCAUAUUACUACCCCUAUGCAGUAGCGUUACUUUUGUUAUUUAUAUUUUUGUAUUGCUGUAUUUUAAUCCUUGAAUCAUUACAGGUUUUUUUUGUUGGUUUGUUUACUAUAUUGUUAUUUGAAUGUACACUUAUGCUGUUUGAAUGUGCGCCAUAUUUACCCCCUCCUCCUUCGGCACAGCUGCUCAGACGUCCCUGGCCUUUCCAAUUAUACGUGUAUCCUCCUCUAAUGCAUAUGAAUAGGAUAAUGGUAUAGUCAUUAUAGAAUAGUGGACAGUGGGACAGUGGGCUAUCGACGCUGCCUGGUGCUUUGUGUUGAUAGGGCUGCAUCUCUAUUCAUUGCUGCAGUCACAUUUGUGUAGAUGCACUGAUUAUUUCCUGAAGUCAAUGCUUAAAUAUUCCCAUUCCAAGUCUGUUGAGAACAAUCAUGGCUCUGAUAUGUCUGAGAGACCCAAAAGUUGUUUUCCUUUGAGACUGGAAAGAGUUCUUCAGAAGUAGAGUAGGAGAGGAAGGGGCAGCACAAAGCCCUCAGCUAUCAACACACAUUUUAAACUCCACUGCACUGAUUUCCUCUCAGAUUGUCCCCGUUACUCACCAGGCGUUUUUCCGCUCACCACUUCUCUGCACAGUAUGGAGUGUGUCAAAGUACCACUUCUCUUGAAUCGAUGGAUUUCCUGCCUGAAAAUUGGUUUCUAUAAUUCGGAGGCUCUCAGGAAAAACUAAAGAAGAAGAAAAACAGAUUGCAGGAGUGCUGUGUAAAAGCCACUAAACUUGUAUUUGGCCCACUGGGAGCGGCUGGUGGACCGGGUGCUUUUACAUUUGGGGUUAACUUUGAUUUCAUUAAGCUGAGGGUACUCCUCUGAGCUUUUUGCCACCGAAGCACUUUGAAGCACACGAAAAUGUCCUUCUGAGGGUCAGUCCCUCCAUCAGGUCCAACUAAAUAUAGAUGCCAACAAUGCUGGCUGCGUCCUUCUCUCGUAUCAGGGCCAGGUCUGUGUAGAAGGAUGCUGUGUGAUGAAUAGGAUUUAGCUCCGACUUCAACCCCCGUGUGUGACUGUGCCCCCCCCCCUGUAAAAGAAGAGCAGGAUUUCUAGCAGAAAAGUCAUGCUACAGGAUUAGACCAUGCUUAGAUCUGUCAACUCCCAGUACUUACCGCAAUCUUUUUAGUCAGAUUGAUGGAAAGAACCAGGGUGGCGAAGGGGAACACAGUAAUGCACUUGUUCACUCUGAGACACCGGCUGAGGUUGCUGUAAUUUCACAGUAGUUUGCAGUUCUGUGCACGUGUGUUGUUAGGUUACAUGUCACUGUCUUGUUUUAUGUCUCUCUUGGUGCCUGUAUGUGUAGCUCAGUCUACAUGUACACAUGAUCACACUAGUCUCUGGUGUGUGAGACACUAUUGGACUAUGUGUUGUGUCGGUGGUGUUCUGUACAUCAACAUGACUUCUUCACCAGUCCUGAAAAAACGUAUGAAGCCUAGCAGGGUCGAUCGGCCAUUAGCACUUUGUUGUAUAAAGUAUGUGGGUGACUACAGCACUUUUUUUCAAAUCCACUUGCUGUUCGUAGACCUCCUUAUGCCUCUUACCCUUAAUGACCACUCGUGCAUCCGGCUGCCCUGACUGCAGGUGAACCAUGCUGUUUUGGAUGAAAACGUUUGCAGUGUUACCUUUUUUUAAAAAAGAAAAAGUUUUCCCAUUCCUGGCAUUCUGUGGUUCUGCCGAUGCUUAUUUAGCUUCAAGCAGAAGUCGUUCUUUCAGUGAGUGUUGUCGCCUUAUAGCGUGUAAUUGUUGAUGGUCCAUAUACUUUGUAAUCACAAAUUGUCCUUGUAGAAACAGUAAUGUUGCUUUUUGUCUUUUAUUUGUUUGAUAAUCAGGUUGAACAACGUACCUCCAGUUUUACUUCUUUUUGGUUUUUUGAAGCUCUUAUGUGAGAUUUUCUUGCCCCUGGCUGAUUUAUUUGAAAAAGUGCAACGCUGCUACAGACGUGAGCUCGCUGCUUACAACUUUAACAAGCUAUGCAAGUUAACACACCAGCAUCUCAUCAUCUUUCACACACUGCGUCAGAAAUGCUGUGAUCAGGGGCGCCGUAAGGGGGUGAAGAGUUAGGACGACUCUGAGGGGCCCGUGACGGACAGGGGCCCAAACUAUUUUAGAACAUUUAAGAAAGAAAUGUUAAAGUAAGCAAUAUGAUAUCUUUUCAUGGGGCCCAUAAUCCCUGGCGGCGCACCCUGGCUGUGAUGCAAUUUAUUGUUGUGCAAUCUAUUGAAUCUCAAGGUUGGAUUUUAUAGCUCUUUAUACCAAAUGUAUACCAAACUUCCUUGAAACCUCAUUCUUUCAUAAAUGCAUCAACGCUCUGAUGCGACUGACCUCAACCAGUUCUCAGAAAUGUUUCCAAAUAUGAAUUUGAUCACUAAGUUACUUAUCUUAAAUAUAUCUCUAGCGCUUCAAAACGGAACCAAAGACUGCAGCCGGAGUCUCCUAACGGAUGUGCUGCUUGCCAUUUAGUGUUUGCUGUUGAUGAAAAUGCAGUCGGUGCUCCUUAUGCACACUGCGCCGCAAAAUGUAAUACCGGUGUAGGAAAUUAUGAUUUUUUUUUUUUUUUUCUGAAAACAAGCCAUAAACUGGAAACAAAGCAGUUUUAAGUUUACUUGGUUUAUAAUUUUUUUUUUUUAUUUAAUUCAAAACACCAAGUGCAAACCUGUGAAUAAAAAAAAAAAAGAAUGUGUAUCAAACGCUAUGAAUCAUGUAGCUAUCUCUACUUUCAGAUGUGUUGAUUGAUGUUUGAUUUGCAGGUUGCAUUCUUCAAUGUUGUGUCUGAUACGCCACCAGUCGGCUGGUUUCUUCCUUUGUUGAUUUUUAUCUAAAUAAAUAUAUUCUCCCAUGAA